AUGAUUGACCAAAAUGUUUACUUCAGCACCCUCUUACUUUACACGCACCACUGCAAGCUGACAGUGACUGCUGCAUACCAAGAACUGCAGGAAACCUGUGUUGAAACUGCUCCAAGCCUUUCAACAUGCGAGCGAUGGCUCAAGAAGUUCGCCUCUGGGAGCGACAACAUUGAUGACAUACCCCACUCUAGACAACCCACUGAGCUGAAGAAGGGAGAUCUAUUGACCCGGGUCUUCAUCAAGCAGCUGCUGCAGAUCUCCCUUCUUCAGCUCAAGUUACAGGCCUUGAGGAAACAGGUGGAUUUGACUCAUGCUGAACUGAGUCGAGCCCAAAAAACCAUCCAGAGAAGCAAGAAAAUCAAAGAUGUUGAGACACUCACUGAGGAAAACUAUCUCUUGCAAGAGAAACUUCAUUCUCUUGAAGAAGAUUUUCGAGCUCAGAAUGAUGCCUUACUUCAGGAACUUUCCAAGAUUGUGAAAGCAAAUGAGGAGCUGGAAAAGCAAGUGAAGAAGGAGGAUGGUGUUGAAAUGAAAUUAGGUAGUCAUCAUGUAGAAGACAAAAAAGUUGACCAAAUUCUUCAACAAGUUGAUCUUCAUCUAAAGAGGUUUGAGGAAAACCUAGAUGAUGGGAUACACGAGCAGGAAGAAUCAAGUAUACCAAAGGAAGAAGAAGGCCAUACAGGAAGAGUCCCAGGAGAUGUACAUCAACUUUCUGCCCUUGUUGUCCAAUUGAAGCAAAGCAUGAGAGAAAGGCAAGAAAUGGAAGGGGACAUAGGUGCAUUUCGACUUGCUGCUGAGCAAGCUGAACAUCAUCGUACAGAACUGGAAGGACGGCUUCGAAGAAAGCAGGAGGCCUUUCUCCUUCUCCAGAAGGAAAAAGAUUACUUCCAUCAUGAAUCCAGGAACAGGUUGGAGGAGAAGGAAAAGGAGAUAGUCCAAUUGAAGGGAAUGUGUGAAAGACUCCAAAAUCAGUUGAGUUCCAAGCUGGCUACUUUGGCAGAACAGAACCGAAAGUUGGAGGGCAUAAAAGAUCAUGAAGUCAUGGAAGAACAAGUUCGUGAUCUUGAAGCCAAGAGACUGAUGCAGGAAUCCCAUUUGCAAGAAGCAGAGGAAAGAAAUGCAAGUAUGAAGAAAGCAUUGGAAGAGAAGGAAAGUCAACUCAAGUCACAACAGGCUGAGCUGGAGCAAUUAACAGAGGAAAGAGAUAGGGCCAUUUUGGACUCCAAAGACUUUCAAACCCAAGUAUCAAGACUUUCUUCUUUGGCAGAAAAGAGGAAGCAACUAAUGGAUGAAAUGGCCAAAGAAAUGCAAAAGAUGAGGGAAGAUGCUGUGGCCGAAAGAAAUCAUCUACAAGAUAACGUUCAUCAUCUUGAAGAGUGCCUUCGAUCCUCACAGGAGGAGAAAACCCAAAUGGAAAGAUGGAGGGAGGAUUGCAAAACAAUGGAAGAGCUACAAGGAGAAAUGAAGACUGAAAUGGAAAAGAUGAAGAUCAAAUUGGAAGAUGUUCAUAAGGAAUAUGAUCAUCUUGUCUCUCUUCAUGCCAUUGAAAAGAAAAGAUUGGAAGAGGAGCAUUUGCAAAAGAUCUCUGGUCUCACUGAAGAAUAUGAGAGAGAAAUAAAUUCACUGAAGAUGGAGCUAGAGAUGGGGAGUGUUGAACGGGAAGAACUAGGAGAACGGGUGAAAGAACUGCAGGCCCAACUUGGAGAUGGUCAUGAAGCAUUACGCAUUCAGGAAAAAAAGAGUAGCAGUGUGAUGAGGGAUUUGAAGAAACAGUUGCAUGCUGAAAAGAAACGGGCUGAGAAGUUGCAAGAGGUUCUUGCUGCCACUGGCUCACUCCCAGCUGGGACACAAGGACCAAUUGCUGAGGGAGAUGCUAGAAGCAUCUCUUCAUGGAGCCUUGUGAGUGGCAAUGGUGCUACCAUUCCCUCCCCAACCUGUGGAGAUACUCAGGAUGGUGGUAUUUCCCUGGAGUUAGGACCCCCUAGCACCACCACACUCUCUGAGGUGGAACAGCAAGGACUCUUGGUACGAUUGGGCAAGCUCCAGCAGGAGAAGUCCAUUCUUGAAGAGAGAUACUUUGUUGUUCUAUUGCCAUUCAUUUUGCCCCUCUUCUUGAGCCUUUACAGUCGAAGGAGCCUCUUUGUUGUGCUCCUGGGAUUGUGCCUCCUCUUCUUUGUCAUCCCUGAUGUUGUGCAUCAUCUCAUGCUCAGAGGCUCUCAUCACAAUCUCAAGGAUCCAGGGAGAAGAUGCAUCUAUGAUCGUCUUCAACCUUAUGCCAAGACCCUCAUGGAUUUUGAUGCCCACCUCAGUGGGAGGGUUGAGGAUCUGGAACCAUUGUCACUUUAUGGGAUCCCAGGACCUAAGACCUACCUUCCCAUAGCUGGGAGUGGGCAAGUGGGACUUCAUUUUCGAGGGUUUGACUCAAGCUUGUACUUGAAGAAGGAUCAAACCAUGUCACAAAGGAUUCCAUUCCAUCCACUGGUUCAGAUCUCUGUGGAAGGAGUGACUGCAUGGGAAGCUAUAAUAGUACUUUAUAAGCAAGGUGUGGUGAAGCGAUUCCAGUGCUUCCCUGUGUGGGAUGGAGUGGCUGAUGUUACGUAUGUCUCUUAUGUCCAUCGCCUCUUCCCAUCUGUCCUCGUUCAGGAGGUGAAGAUCUUGAACCCCACUGGGAUUGAUCUCACUCUUGAUCUUUCCCAAAUCGGUAUAUCCAAAUGGGAUGACCUCCACACCCGUACCAUCCGGAAGAAUCAUGGGGAGGGGGAACAUGAGUAUCAUAUCCUCAGUGGGUUGGUUGGUGGUGAUGAUGACUUUCCUGUGGCUGUGUCCAUUGCUACCUCCAAAGUCCCCCCAACACUUCAUGUGAAGAGUGGAGGUUCAGAGAGUGUACGCAUUUUAACCGUGGUAGAGUACUCUGAAGCAAGCACAAGGAACCAAGCUCAUGGCAUAAAGGCAUCCUUGGAGAAGAAGGUAGAGGCUACAUUGGAUCAAAUUAUCCAGAUUUCAGCAAUGAAGUUUCAGACUCUUCAUGCAUUGGAAUGGGAGAAACUGUGGAGAUCUGGAUUCAGCCUGAGUUAUUCUUGGGCUGGAAAUGCACUCAAUGGAGAUACCAUAAAUGCAACUAUGUAUCUCAUCCUCUCCCACAUUCCAUCUCUCUUGCAUGGCAAUUCAUCCUCUAUGGGGUCUCCCUCUCUCUAUUACACUGAAGGAUGUUAUGGAGGGCAUCAAACUCUGCAAGCAGAGAGCUUAUGGAAGAAAUCAGAGACAUGGGAGGAAGGUGUGAGCCUGACAUCUAUAUGGGUGAUGACUCUCGAGAAAAAUGGAUGUCACCAUAUGAUCAGAGCAGGUGCUGAUGGGAUCCAGCAGGCUAUGCUUCUCAGUUUUGGGGCUCUUCGAUUCUCCAACCAUCACCUAGAAUUCUCCACUCAUCCCAACGACCUCCAUCGAGAUUACUUCUUCAGGCGCAUCAAUUAUGGAAACGGGACGCAUGUGAACAUCAGCGUGGUGGUUGGAGACGACAACGUUGCCGUUCUUCAUGCCAGCCUGGAUCGCAAAGAUCGAGAAUAUUGGGCCUGUGAUGCGGGAUGCAUGGAUCCCCCCAUCCAGCUUGGCCCCCAAUGGAAGGAAUUUCCAGUGAAAUUGACCCAUCCCGUCACACCUGUCCUGUACAUCACAUCAGACAAGGCUCACAUGGAAGUACUGAAGCACACGAUUCACGUGAAGGAAGUGAAGCUCGCACCGGCACACGAUCAUCACGUGAUGUCACUCCAUCGACACGGCCACCAAUGGGGAGGCCUUCCGCCUUUCUUCUGGGCUGCACUUGCCUUCCUGGUCGUUGUUUUUCAUCUUUUUCUUUUCAAGCUCAUCUACAAUGAAUAUUGGGGUUCCGGGGAACGACUUCGCAUCAGAUUGCCCGUCCAGUGGCCACCUGAGGCAUCGAGGGGUCCGUGA
Molecule: messenger RNA, 3948 nt
Organism: Darwinula stevensoni
Lineage: Eukaryota; Metazoa; Arthropoda; Ostracoda; Podocopida; Darwinulidae
Source: the annotation of a GenBank genome assembly